Batrachochytrium dendrobatidis JAM81 is the source of this 552-nucleotide messenger RNA. RefSeq lists its product as uncharacterized. The record is from RefSeq and is a predicted model, not a curated record. The coding region runs from base 1 to 552 and encodes 183 amino acids. NCBI's taxonomy places the organism in Eukaryota, Fungi, Chytridiomycota, Chytridiomycetes, Rhizophydiales. The transcript has a single exon.
AUGAGUGCCGAACCAACUUCUACUUUAGUUCCUCUUGGAUCGAAUGGAGAUGCUGGAUCUAGCACUUCAACUUCUGGUCUAGAUUUAGUUGGUCUUGAUUCACUUUCAGCUGAGGGCGAGACGUUGGUCGAAGACUACUCACGAAUCAAGGAUGAUGUCAAUGAAGUAAAAAGAGUGUGCAGUUUGCUAGGUGGCGCGAUUACUAAUCGAAAAAACUUGAUGGGCAAGUUGGAAAGAGAGAUCGAGGAGCUGAAAUCUGAAUUCGAAGGGAAAGAAGAAGCAGACUACCAGAAGAACCAUUUAAAGCUUGUCGAGGAGAUUGACGAAAUAAAAUCCGAAGUUGAAGAUCUCCAAAACCAGAAAAUUAAAGCCGAAUCAGACCUUGAUGAGUUACUGAUAUACCUGGUGGAGGCAGAAGUAGAUCUUAUAAAAUACUUUUUCGGAGAUAUUCCAGAUAGUCAGAUGGAUGAUGCUCGCAGGGAACUUGGUUCAAAUUCUGUCAUUGCAAAUCAUAUUACCAAAUUCAAUAACUCCCCUUCUAGUAUGACUUAG